UUUAAGUUUUGCUCUUUCAUGCCGUCGUACUUUCACAACGAUCACCUUAAAGCAUAAUUUUAAAACAUCAGGACUGACUGCGAUCACACCACCCAGCUUGUUUGACUCAGCUCGGUGAUGAUGAAGGCUGCACUUGUCACGUUCAGCUCUCUGUGUUACUUUGUCGGACUGUUGGCUGAAACCGGAAAGCCUCGAGCCAUUUGCCCGAAUCCCACAAUUGAGGCAGUGGAAGGUGAUACAGUCACUCUACAAUGUUAUUUGAAUCCCCCGCACAACGUGGUGGAUUACGCUCUUGAUUGGACAAGAGAUGACCUCAACAAAGGGGUGUACUCUUAUCGAGGCAAGCAGGAAAAUCCAAAUGACUGGAUGGAUCAAUACAAAGGCAGGUCGACUCUCCACCUUGAAGACCUGAGCAGAGGCAUCCUGACUCUGCAGAUCUCCUCAGUACAGCUGGCUGACAGCGGACCGUACAAGUGUUUUAUCUCAAGACUGUUGACCAGCUGUGUUGUUAAUGUCACUGUUGUCCACCAGAGCAAAAAGAACACAACUAGACCUCCACCAGAUGAGCUGGACAAACCUGAUGGUGAAAACGGGAAGCUUGUUGCCAUCAUCACCUCCACUGUUGUCGUCGUCCUUGUCUUCAUUGUCGUUGGGGUUCUUGUGAGACGGGGAACGAUCCAGAAACUGAUGACGAGGUUCAGAGGAAGGAGGGAGCAAAAUGCAGAGCUAACAAACUGCUGUGGGCUGAACCCUCUGAGGACUUCAUCAGCAAACAACAACCCCGAUGCAGAAAACAACAUGCAAGUAGUUUAGUGAUGGUCCGGACUUAGUCUGUCUGUCUAAAGUGAGCACUGCAGGGCUCCGGACUAACCUUUCCAUUGGUGCUACCAACUUUCUCAGUUUGUCACACCACAUGAUUUGGUCACACCCUUUUUUUUUUUUUUGUUACAGUAGGUAACAGCUGAUAAGAAGCGGGGAGGGGCUCUGUGUUUCAGGUGAUAUAUCGGCCCCUGCAAGUUUUGUGUUUCUUACAGUUGUUGUGCAAGCUAAAACUGUGUUGACACGGUAACAACAAUGUGGCAGAUUGCCUUCAAUAUAAACGCAGCCGAUCAUACCUCAACCAAAUCUGGCUAAAUCUACAUCUGUUCCCUGCAGAGGCUCUAGCCACAACCUGAAGGAGGAGCUAGUAAAAAUGACUUUUCAUAUUUCAUAACAUGAAGUAAAAGUAGUAGUAUAAUAAUAAUAAUAAUACAUUGUUAUUAUUAUAAGUUAUUUAUUAUAAUAAUUAUAUAAUGUGACUAUUUUUUAAUUAUAAUGUCACUUUAGUAUACUUUAUAUCUUACCACGUGUAGCAUCUAACAUUAAUUCCAGUUUCUUUUUUUCAUUCCUUAAAUGAUUGUGCAAGAAAAAUGCUUUAGCUUACGUGAUGGUUGAGUUAGACUCUAAUUUAUUCAUGCUGUGAUUGGUUGGUUGUCGAAAAGUGACAUUGACGAGCUCAUUGACUUCAUGAAAGUUGUUUCAAGAAAAUUCACCUCAUGCUGCUAAAUAGCCAACUAACCAAACAUAAACCUUCCUCAUCUUCUCCUUGCUGCCUUCUGUCUCACCGCUUCACCUGCCAACGCAUCUCUACCCCAUUAGGAUUUCUCUUGGUGCCGGUGGCAGCCGGUCAGACAAUGUUGUAAACGGUUAGCGGGGGGUACGGUAGGUUGCGGUUUUUACUUGCACAUAAGGGGCAUUUUGUGAGUGAAAUGGUGGAGCUGCUAAAGAUCACCUUACACUCGCACGAAUGAGACCACAUGAAAUUUUAACUCACACACUCCUAAUUGUUACUUUGCGCUAACGCAAAUGGUGCUCAUCCCUUCUGCUCUCCCUGGGCCCCCGUCCGGUUUAUAUAUUCCCGUGAUCUGUUCUGGACCUGCUCAGUUCGGCCUCUCACCCUCUCUGGACUCUCGGCUAUGGUUCCCUUCUGCUCUGCACUGCAGCCACCAACCUGGUUCUGCUGCAUCUAGUCUUCCGGUCUCCUCCCUCUCUUAGUCCUGCACUUGAGACUACUGGCCUAGCCGCCAGAAAAGUUAAACACAACCUUUUGGUAAUAACGUGCUGUUAUUAUAUAGCCUACAUGUAAAUAAAGGAACGAAG
Micropterus salmoides (largemouth bass) is the source of this 2139-nucleotide messenger RNA. Its product is annotated as selection and upkeep of intraepithelial T-cells protein 7-like. NCBI's taxonomy places the organism in Eukaryota, Metazoa, Chordata, Actinopteri, Centrarchiformes, Centrarchidae. Bases 118 to 813 code for a protein of 231 amino acids. The transcript has 5 exons. The record is from RefSeq and is a predicted model, not a curated record.